GCUGCCAGUGUGUUGUUAAAAGCACACGCAGCACGCGCACGCGGGCAGCCAGUGGUCAAUUCCGCACGCCGUCGACGACAGCACUCGACGACCGAGGCUGCCCCACCAGUACGGAUGGCCGGCGCCGCCCCACCGGAGCAGCACAACUGGCGCAUCGCGCAGCUCUACGCGCGCAACGAGUUCGACGAGUGCUUAGCGGUGGUGGAGAAAGCUCUGACGGCGUCGAACGGGUUGAACGAGUACCCUUUAUAUGUGAAAGCACUCAUAACAAGACAGCGCGGCGAGAUCCAGCAGGCGCUCGAGCUCUUCCAGGCCGCAACUUGUUUGAAUCCCUCCAACGUGAGGAAUCUCAAGCAGGUCGGCCACUCGCUGUACUUGCUGGGGAAGCACAAAGCGGCGCUCGGCGUCUACGAGCAGGCGCGGUCGUUGAGCGCGGAGCUGCGCAAGACGCGCGAGGAGGCCAAGGGCGAGGAGAAGUCCUCUAGAAGAAGUAAGGGCGGCGACGACUGGGAGCUCUGGCACAAUUCUGGAUUAUGCCAUGCGUAUUUGAAGCAGUUCGAUGAAGCCAUCAAUGCGUUCGAACGAGCCAACGCCAACCAACGGCACGACGCCACCUUCCUGCAGCUAGGCAAGGUCCACGAGGAGCGGGGCGACCCCACCGCCGCUCUCAAAGUCUACCAGGACGCGCUGGACUUCUCGCCGGAGAGCCCCGAGUUACUCACUACCAUAGGAUUGGCAUAUUUGCGAUUGGAUGAUCAUCAAAGAGCCUUCGACUAUUUGGGUAAUGCGCUGACCCAUGAUCCUAGGAAUGUCAAAGCUAUACUGGCGGUCGGUAGUAUCAUACAGGAUAAUCGCGACAUGGACGUGGCCCUGCAUAAGUAUAGGGUCGCCGCGGCCCAAACACCAGACUCUCCCCAAUUAUGGAACAACGUGGGCAUGGCCCUGUUCGGGAAAGGCAAGAACAUCGCCGCGAUCUCUUGUCUGAAGAAGGCGCACUACCUCGAUCCGUUCGAGUGGAUCGUGGCGUUCAACCUAGGCUUGGUACAUUUACAUACGAAGCAGCACGCGUCGGCGUUUCACUUCUUCAAUGCGGCCGUGAAUCGGAAGAAGGAUUAUGCGCCCUGCUACAUGUACAUGGGCGUGGCUUUGUCCGCGAUGGAUGACCUGGAGAACGCGUAUUUGGCGUUUGAGAAGUCGCUCAAACUGAAAGACGACCACACGUGUCGCUUGAACUACGCCGCCACUCUGUUCAAUCAAGGUAAAGUGGAGGACGCUCGAACGCACUUUCUGAGGUAUGAAGCGCUGUUGGGGGACCUCGGCGCGGACGCGGACCCGGAGGACGGCAUGCUGGACCUCGCGGAGCAGCUGCGGAGUAGGCUAAAAACAUAG
This is a messenger RNA of Pelagomonas calceolata, 1389 nucleotides long. Lineage: Eukaryota; Pelagophyceae; Pelagomonadales; Pelagomonadaceae. The record is from the annotation of a GenBank genome assembly.